Molecule: messenger RNA, 653 nt
Organism: Eurypyga helias (sunbittern)
Lineage: Eukaryota; Metazoa; Chordata; Aves; Eurypygiformes; Eurypygidae
Product: putative sodium-coupled neutral amino acid transporter 11
Exons: 4
Biological process (GO): amino acid transmembrane transport
Molecular function (GO): amino acid transmembrane transporter activity
Source: RefSeq, a predicted model, not a curated record
CAUUCAUCUGCAACCAUAACAGCUUUUUAAUAUAUGGGUCUCUGGAAGAACCCACGUUAAAGAACUGGUCUCGAGUCACACAUGUGUCUGUGUCACUUGCUGUUGUUAUCAGUGUAGUGUUUGCUGCAUGUGGAUAUAUGACUUUUACAGGAUACACAGAAGGAGAUAUAUUUGAAAACUACUGUAGAGAUGACAACCUUGCUACCUUUGGAAGGUUUUGUUAUGGAGUUACUGUAAUUCUGACCUUCCCCCUUGAAUGUUUUGUGACCAGAGAGGUGAUUGCCAAUGUGUUUUUCCAUGGGAACCUCUCAACAGUUUUCCAUAUUGUUGUGACAGUAGUUAUCAUUGCUGUGGCGACCGGUGUAUCAUUAGUGUAUGAUUGCCUUGGAAUAGUUUUAGAGCUGAAUGGAGUUCUGAGUGCUACCCCACUUAUUUUUAUCAUCCCAACAGCGUGUUAUCUAAGGCUGUCUAAAGACCGAUGGAACCAUUCAGAUAACCUCAUAUCCUGCCUGAUUCUUGCUGUCGGUGUGCUAGUGAUGACAGUUGGGUUUGUUUUGACUAUCUUGCAUCCCCAGGAAUGUAGCCAUGGAAAAGAAAUGUUCUACUGCUUCCCUAGUAAUGUUUCUUUUCACAACAGUACACUUCCACCCUAG